Molecule: messenger RNA, 2105 nt
Organism: Lucilia sericata (common green bottle fly)
Lineage: Eukaryota; Metazoa; Arthropoda; Insecta; Diptera; Calliphoridae
Exons: 5
Coding region: 373-2043 (556 amino acids)
Cellular component (GO): plasma membrane
Source: RefSeq, a predicted model, not a curated record
AUGAACUUUAUUCGUAUUCUAGAUCUGGUGGCGUUCAGUUAUUGUUGAUAAGAAAACGGGCGAAAAAGUGGAAAUAAAUUUAAGAAACGUUUAAAAAACCAAAAACAAAUUAAGAAAGAUUUAAAAAUACACAUAAAUAAGGAAAAAAUAAAAUACUUUUUUGGAAAAAAAAAAAAAAUAAUUAGAAGAAAUAUUAUAAGAAAUCUUUUAAAAAACACAAACAAAGUAACAAGUGCUACAUAUAAUUUAUUUAAAAAAAAAUAUUUGUUUAACGCAUAAUUGAUGACGAAUUGACUAGAACGAAGGAAAACAUCAUCAUAUUUCAAAAACAUCAUCUAAUUUCAAUUGCAGACAUUACGCCCUCUUUCAACAAUGAAGCAACCAAUUAUUCGAAUAUUAUUUUUAACCCUAAUUGGUCUCAGUUUAGUGGAAUUAACACCAGCUCAAGUCACUCUCGCUGAUAUCCGCGGCACUCUACAAUCUCUAAUUUAUUCUUACAAUCAGUUGGAUAAUAAAUUAGAACGACAUGAACAUCGUGAAAGGGCCUUGGGUGAAUUAUUAAAAAAAGGAAUGAUGGCCUUGCAAAAGGGUCAAAAGAAUUUGGAACCUAUAAAUGGUAUAUUCUCGCGUUUGGAUGAGCGCGUCAGUCAAAUAGAAACAAUGUUAAUAGCGCAAGAAGAAAAGUAUAACAUACAAACCGAAAAACUGGGAGAAGUUUUAGAACGUAUCUUCAAAUGGAUGCAAGAGAAUGAUGAAUGCUAUAAACGACCACCAGUAACACCAGGUGCUGCCUUAGUGGCAGCCAUCAAACCAGCAGAGCCCGCCAUACCACCAUCGUUUGUCAAGGAUCAAGAGGAAAUUAAUAAAAAACUUAUAAACCACAUGACAACGUUAACGCAAAAUGUUGACAAACUAUUAGACGUUUCAAACAAUAUGCUCGAGCACACAGAAGUGGCCUUCAAAACAAGUCCUGUUACCCAAGAAAAACUAUCGAAGAUAGAGGAUCAUUUAGUUAGUUACAGUAUGACUACACCAGCACCACCCCCACCAGCACCAGUUAUAGUACAAGCCAAUAAUACGGUAUUCGAAAAUAAGGUUAUUAAAAUGUUCGAAGAUGUUAACACCGGUUUGGCUCAACUUAAGGAAACGCCUGCUCCAGAAAUGGGUCUUUUAAUGGCUGACAAAGAGUUUAUACAAAGUUUAAAUAAUGAAACACUUAAUGCUUUGGAAAAUGUUAAAGCUAAAAUAUUAGAAGCCUCAGAAGAGGCUGUUACAAAAACUUCCACUGCAGUUGAAACUCACGGCAAGAAUUUGGCUUCAAACAUAGAAACUGUACAAAAGAAUGUGGUGGACUCUGCUGAAAUCUUGGAUAGAUUCUAUACUGAAAUGAAUAAUAGUUAUACUAAAUUCAAUGAAGGUCUGGAAAUCUUUAGUAAAUUCAACAAUAUUCUCAUGACUAAUUCCGAAUAUGUAUUGGAUACACAACGUAAGGUUGAAUUCGGUACUGUGCAAAUUGUACAGAAAAUAAGCGACAAUUUGGAAAAACAAAAAGAUGAAUUAUUCGAAAUAAUGAAAGAACGUUUUGACAAUGUCGACGAAAUGAUGAUGACCAAUCAAAUUGAAACUAUGCAGAAUUUCUCUUCUAUAAUUGAAGCGGAAAUCACACAAGUAUGGCAUCAAAUCUCUAUAAUGCAUGAAGAACUAAGUGAUACCAAGGAUCUGCUAAAGUCGGUGGAUGCACGCAAUGAAUUGGCUGUCAAUAGUACUUUUGAUAGCGUCAAUAUAAUGGGUCUUAAAGUGACAGACAUUAAAGAUCGUAUGCUAGAUAUGGAUUCAAAUUUAAAUUAUCUUUUGGGUAAAUUAUCGAUAAUUUCACAAGAAUUUAAUAACAUUAAGAAAGGCCUGGGUGAAUCUCUAGAGGAACUGCAUAAAACAUUCGAAGAAAUUCAAAAUAAAAUGCCACAAAUAUCUGCCGAACAACCAAAUUUGGGAAAAUAUGAAACGGAAUUGAAAUUGUUAUCGAAACGUAAUAUUUUAACUUAAAUUCCUUAUGAAAUGUUAACAUUUAAUUUAUAAAUAUAUUAAAAUUUAAAUGAAUACAAACA